AUGGCCAGAAAAAUCGAAUGGAGUCAAGUUGGUGUUUCCUCAGGACCUACUUUUCUUUCACCGGGUUUGAUCGCUGGUAAGGACAGCGAGCUGUUGUUCACUUCAGGCUGUGUUGGUAACGAUGCUUCCGGCCAAUACCCAGAGGACGUUGAAAGUCAGACCAGAAACGCCUUGGAAAACUUAAAGCGUGUUUUGGCUGCGGGCUCGACCGAUCUGGACCAUGUGUUGAAGGUUCUUUUGUUUGUCUCCGACGGUGCCCACGCUGCUGCGGUCAACAAGGUGUACCGGGAUUACUUUCCCGGCUGCCCAGCUCGUAGCUGUGUUGUUGUGAGCUUUCCUGACUCCAGACUCAAGGUCGAGCUGGAAUGUGUUGCUGAAGUUCCAGGGAAAUAA
Messenger RNA from Lachancea sp. 'fantastica', 393 nucleotides. The record is from the annotation of a GenBank genome assembly. Lineage: Eukaryota; Fungi; Ascomycota; Saccharomycetes; Saccharomycetales; Saccharomycetaceae.